Messenger RNA from Triticum dicoccoides, 1461 nucleotides. Its product is annotated as putrescine hydroxycinnamoyltransferase 1-like. The record is from RefSeq and is a predicted model, not a curated record. Gene Ontology annotation, molecular function: acyltransferase activity, transferring groups other than amino-acyl groups. Lineage: Eukaryota; Viridiplantae; Streptophyta; Magnoliopsida; Poales; Poaceae. The transcript has a single exon. Bases 1 to 1320 code for a protein of 439 amino acids.
AUGGAUGUAAGUCGGGAGGUGGAGGUGGUGGAAUCGUGCAUGGUGACGCCCAUCGAGCAGACGCCAAGCCAUGGCCUCUGGCUCUCCCCGAUCGACCUCGCAAUUGUCAGUAGAGGCCUCAUCCCUACCGUCUACUUCUACAGCUCCAGCUCCAGCUCGGGCGUCGUCGAUGACUUCUUCGACGUGACCAGGCUGAAGCUGGCGUUGGCCAAGGCUCUCGUGGCCUUCUACCCUCUCGCCGGCCGUCUCAGCGUGCAUGGCGACGGUCGGGCGGAGAUCGACUGCGCCGGCCAGGGCGUGCUCUUCGCCGUCGCUCGCUCGGAUCUCGCCGUCGCCGACCUCGUCGAUUCCCAGCCGUCGCCGGAACUAAGGAGGCUCUUUGCUCCCCGCGUUGAGGACUUGCCGUCCAUCAUGUGCGCCAUUCAGGUGACCUUCAUGGGAUGCGGUGGGGUGGUCUUGGGAACGGCGCUGCACCACGCCGCCGUCGACGCCCCAAGCGUGUUCCACUUCUUCCGGACAUGGUCCGCCUUCUCCAGAGACCGUGAUGGACAUGUAGCCGGGCCCGGGGGUGCGGCGCUCGAGCUCCCGUGCCACGACCGUACCCUCCUCCGCGCGCGCACACCGCCCAUGGUCCACCCCGACGCUUUCACCGUGUUCUGCCCGAAGCUAAGCCUAUCCGAGACGUCGGGCAUCGGCCCCGUCGUCAGCGAGAUUUUCGCCGUCUCCAAGGACCAGGUUGCCGCUCUCAAGCGUGCAUGCACCAGCAGCGGCGACGGUGGCCGAGUGAGCACGUUCGUCGCCGUGAGCGCCCACGUGUGGCGGUCCAUGUGCGCCGCGCGCCGGCUGCCACCGGACGCCACGACGCGGCUCACCUUCCCGGCCAACGUCCGGCGCCUCCUGAGGCCGCCGCUGCCGGCCCGCUACUUCGGGAACGCGAUCAUCACCCUGGGCACCGCCGGCAAGGUCCGGGACAUAGGGUCGGAGGAGCUGGCCUCCGUGGCCGGCCGGAUCAAUGGCGUCGUCCGCCGAAUGGACGACGAGCUCGUGCGCUCGGCGAUCGACUACUUGGAGAUGAACGGCGGCAAGCAGCCGGCCGGCACCCUGCCGGAGACGGAGCUGAGGGUGUUCAGCUGGCUGGGCAUGCCGAUGUACGACGCGGAUUUCGGGUGGGGGAAGCCGCUCGCGAUGCACCGCGCGUUGGAGGAGCGCGGCGGGAUCGUCUACCUCAUGGACGGCCUCGGCGGCGGCGUGCGCAUCCUCGUGUCUGCGGAGGCUGCUGUUCUCAAGGACUUCCAGCGCCUGCUAUAUGCCAUCAUCUAGUUCGGAAGCCUCCCGUCGAUCGUAUGCACUCUCGUGCAUACUAGAGCUGAGUAAAAAAAAAAUAACCAGCUGAUAAGCUUUCGUUAUGUACCAUUAUCUAUCUUCUUCUCAUUUUUUCUUUUCUUUUGGGAAACAUUAUUC